Molecule: messenger RNA, 1866 nt
Organism: Theileria annulata
Lineage: Eukaryota; Apicomplexa; Aconoidasida; Piroplasmida; Theileriidae
Product: Tpr-related protein family member, putative
Exons: 4
Coding region: 1-1866 (621 amino acids)
Source: RefSeq, a predicted model, not a curated record
AUGGCAGAGGAGUGUCCUUUCUGUGAGGGUCAGCAGGGUGAAUAUCCUAAUUUAGGUAACUGUGGAUUACUUAUGGCCGCAUAUAUACUUGCUGGUCUAGCAAUGAUGCUUAACAUUAGGCUUUCUUAUAGUUCAGCUCCAUACGCACUCAUUAGGUUCCAACUUCCAGAGAAUCUCUUCAGUGUUUUUGUAAGAAGAAUGGCUAGUGCUUUGGAACUCUGGUGCUUACCAAGCAUGCUACUAGGCAAUAUCAUUGACCUACUUCAAAAACUAGUUGAAGGUGGACACCAAGUAAGAGCACUCAUAGAGAAGGCAGGAGAAAUACAGACUAAGGCCGGAACACUUAGCUCAACUGCUACAAGCCAAGCUAGUGGUGUUGGUGGUGUCAAUACUGUAGCCUCAUCUCUAGCCGCUAAUGCCCAAGCACUUAACACCGCAGCCACUCAACUACCUACUGCUGAUGGACUUACUGAACUUCAAGAACAAGCCACAGCUCUAGCCACUGCAGCCAAAGGCUCUGAUGGUGGUGAAGAUAAAGAUAGUCUACAUCAUCAUGCAGGAGAACUACAAAGUGACCAAACUAAUGUAGAUAAGGCCAUAGCAGUCAUAGAUGCAUUCAAGAAGGUCGCUGAAGCAUACGAAAAACUGUCAAAACAAACGACAUACCAAUCCAAUAAACCAACAGCAGAAGAAGCCAAACAACCAUCAUCUCUACCUCCUGCUAAAGAAAAGGUCAAUAAGGUUGAAGAAGCCUGGGAAGGGGUCAAUACCCAAUUCGGAACACUUUGUAAGGCACUCUUCAAGUACUACGCAGACCAGAUUAACACUAGGGCCACUUCAAUAACCAAUGUUGAUACUGCCCGAGCCUUCAAAGAAAAAUAUGACCAGUUUGGAAAGAUCUACGACUCAAUACCUGAUGAUACUGCUGAUAAAUCUACUGUCCAAAAUCAAUGGACGGAACUCAAAAAUGUCAUCAUUGGUGAAAUGAAACUUUGGAAAUUCUAUUGGAUCAUUGGUCCAUCCAUAGCUACUCAGUGGUUAAACUUCCUGACAUAUUAUACCAAUAUGCUUUGGGGCAACCUAAUGGAAAUUGGCCUGAAGUCAUACUAUCUACACGAAGGGUACAAGAAAUGGAACGACGGCAAGUACAAACCUCUCAAAGGUGGUAAUCUAUACAAAUCCACCGACAGCAGCGCCAUCACCGACGAAGACCUCAUACCUGCUAGAGAGGAUAAAUUCAAAGUUAUCAUUGUUCCUUCCAUAGUCAGUCAGUGGUUAAAUUUCCUGACAUAUGCCAAUCAACUAUUUACCGAUGCCACUUCACUAGAAACUGCACUAAGUGGUGCUGAAAAUGCUAAAGCAAAAGCUCAAGCUCUUGUCACGGCACUGAAACAAGCCGCCAGCAAUACUAGUCCAAAGGGUCUUAAAGACUUACUCGAUGAACUUAGUGGUCUUACUGGCUUUACACAAAUAUUUGCUCAGGCCCAGAAGGUUCAGCAGCAGUAUGAAACUGUUGAACGAGAGUACAACAAUGUGAAAAAUGAUGGUAAGGCUAAAGCUGAAUCUAAAUUUAAAGAUGUUACAAAUGCAUUCGAAGCACUUCAAACUGAGUAUACCAAUGCUGUAUCUCCUGACAAGUUCAACUGGAUCAUAGGGCUUAAAACCUACUAUAAAAUACAAAACUACGAGAAAGACAAAGGCGCCAACGGAGAAAAUCUCAAAGACACCAGCGGCGACUUCAAAACUCCCAGACUAGCAAAAUUAUACACUAUUAUAGUUCCUUCCAUCAUUGCUCAAUGGUUUAAUUUCCUUAACUAUGUUAUUCUAUUGUUUGUAUAUCGUGGUGGUGGUGAUACUGGACGAUAA